This is a messenger RNA of Closterium sp. NIES-65, 1656 nucleotides long. Lineage: Eukaryota; Viridiplantae; Streptophyta; Zygnematophyceae; Desmidiales; Closteriaceae. The record is from the annotation of a GenBank genome assembly.
AUGGACGUGGACAUGGACAUGGACGUGGACGUGGACGUGGACGUGGACGUGGACGUGGACGUGGACGUGGACGUGGACAUGGACGUGGACGUGGACCUGGACGUGGACGUCGACGUGGACGUGGACGUGGACAUGGACGUGGACGUGGACGUGGACGUGGACGUGGACAUGGACGUAGACGUGGACGUGGACGUGGACGUGGACGUGGACAUGGACGUGGACGUGGACGUGGAGGACGUGGACGUGGACGUGGAGGACGUGGACGUGGACGUGGACGUGGACGUGGACGUGGAGGACUUGGACGUGGACAUGGACGUGAACGUGGACGUGGAGGACUUGGACGUGGACAUGGACGUGGACGUGGACGUGGAGUGGACGUGGACGUGGACAUGGACGUGGACGUGGACGUGGCGUGGACGUGGACGUGGACGUGGACGGGACGUGGACGUGGACCUGGACGUGGACGUGGACGUGGACGUGGACGUGGACCUGGACGUGGACGUGGCCGUGGACCUGGACGUGGACGUGGACGUGGACGUGGACGUGGACGUGGAGGACGUGGACGUGGAGGACGUGGACGUGGACGUGGACGUGGACGUGAACGUGGACGUGGACGUGGACGUGGACGUGGAGGACUUGGACGUGGACGUGGACGUGGAGGUGGACGUGGACGUGGACGUGGACGUGGACGUGGACAUGGACGUGGACGUGGACGUGGACGUGGACCUGGUCGUGGACGUGGACGUGGACGUGGACGUGAACAUGGACGUGGACGUGGACAUGGUCGUGGACGUGGACGUGGACGUGGACGUGGACAUGGACGUGGACGUGGAGGUGGACGUGGAGGUGGACGUGGACGUGGACGUGGACGUGGACGUGGACAUGGACGUGGACAUGGACGUGGACCUGGACGUGGGCGUGGACGUGGACGUGGACGUGGAGAUGGACGUGGACGUGGACGUGGAGGACUUGGACGUGGAGAUGGACGUUAAAGUGGACGUGGACGUGGACAUGGACGUGGACGUGGACAUGGACGUGGACGUGGACGUGGACAUGGACGUGGACAUGUACGUGGACGUCGACGUGGAAGUGGACGUGGACGUGGAGAACUUGGACGUGGACAUGGACGUGGACAUGGACGUGGACGUGGACGUGGAUGAAGACAUGGUCGUAGAUGUGGAGGUGGACGUGGACGUGGACGUGGACGUGGACAUGGACUUAGACGUGGACGUGGACGUGGACGUGGACGUGGACGUGGACGUGGACGUGGUCGUGGACGUGGACGUGGUCUUGGACAUAGACGUGGACGUGGACAUGUACGUGGACGUGGACGUGGACGUAGACAUGGACGUGGACCUGGACGUGGACGAGGACGUGGACGUGGACAUGGACGUGGACGUGGACGUAGACAGGGACAUGGACUUGGACAUGGACGUGGACAUGGACGUGGACGUGGACAUGGACAUGGACAUGGACGCGGACGUGAACGUGGACGUGGACAUAGACGUGGACGUGGACGUGGACAUGGACAUGGACACGUCCACGUCCAUGUCCACAUCCACGUCCAUGUCCACGUCCACGUCCAUGUCCACGUCCAUGUCCAUGUCCAUGUACACGUCCACGUCCACGUCCACGUCCAUGUCAUUUGCACUCUAA